CCAAAACCAAAGUUCCGACUAGACCGAGGACCCUUUUUAUCCCAGCUGGACUACCAGUCGCGAUUGCAGUUCCAAGCACCAGCAUUAAAAAUCCCCCUCAGCGGCAUUAUUUGCACCAUUGGACCCUCGUCCAACAGACCUGAAGUCCUUUUACAGCUCAUUCGUGCUGGAAUGCGGGUGGUGCGGAUGAACUUCUCUCACGGCUCCCACGAUUACCAUUGCCAGACGAUCCAGGCGGCUCGUAAGGCCAUCUCUAUGUACGUGGAGCAAACAGGUCUCCCUAGAACCAUAGCCAUUGCUCUGGAUACCAAGGGUCCUGAAAUCAGAACGGGAAAACUUUCCGGAGGCAGUGACACCGCCGAAAUCGAACUCAUGCCCGGCGACAAGAUCACAUUGAGCACUAACAAGGAGCUGAACGAGAAUGGCACCAAGGAAAAGAUCUACGUAGACUAUCAGCAAUUACCGGCCAUCGUUAAGCCCGGAAAUCGGAUCUUUGUCGACGAUGGAUUGAUUGCCUUGGUGGUAAAGGAAUCCUCGGCGGACGAGGUUCUCUGCCAGGUAGAGAACGGUGGUAAACUCGGGUCCCACAAGGGAAUCAAUCUGCCUGGCAUUCCAGUUGAUCUUCCCGCCGUAACCGAACAGGAUAGGCUGGACCUCAAGUUCGGGGCCGAUCAGAGGGUGGACAUGAUCUUCGCGUCGUUCAUUCGCGAUGCCAAGGCUGUGAACGAAAUUCGCCAGGCACUGGGACCGUUGGGUGAACACAUCAAGAUCAUCUCCAAGAUCGAGAACCAACAGGGUCUGGCGAACAUCGAUGACAUUAUCCGUGCAUCCGAUGGCAUAAUGGUGGCCCGUGGCGAUCUGGGCAUUGAGAUUCCAACGGAGGAUGUGCCACUGGCCCAGAAGAUGAUCGUGGCCAAGUGCAACCAGGUGGGAAAGCCUGUGAUCUGUGCCACUCAGAUGAUGGAAUCAAUGACGACCAAGCCGCGGCCAUCGCGCGCCGAAACCUCGGAUGUGGCCAAUGCGAUCUUCGAUGGAUGUGAUGUCGUCAUGUUGUCUGGUGAAACUGCCAAGGGCAAGUAUCCUGUGGAAUGUGUACAGUGCAUGGCCAGGAUCUGUGCCAAGGCCGAGUCGGUUUUGUGGUAUGAGAGCGUUCAGAACAACCUGAAGAGGGACCUCCGGAAUAAAACCACCGAUCACAUUUCGGCGGUGUCCACGGCGAUUGCGGAGGCGGCCACGGUGGGUCAGGCUCAGGCCAUAGUGGUGGCCAGUCCGUGCUCCAUGGUGGCCCAGAUGAUCAGUCGCAUGAGGCCACCGUGUCCCAUUGUGAUGCUCACUGGCUGCCAAUCGGAGGCGGCUCAAUCCUUGCUCUUCCGAGGCAUUUACCCACUCCUCGUGGAGGAUAUGGUUAGCGGUAGCCUGAACUUUCGACGCAUAAUGCAGUCGGGUCUUAAGUUAAUGACCAAAAUGGACAUCCUGGAGCCAGGGCAAAAGGGAACGGUUAUGGUAGCCAAUGCCAUGGCAGCGGAGAAGAUCACCUUCCGGUUGAUCACCAUCCGGCAGCCGACUACCGCUGAGCGAGAUCAGGAGGAGCGCUGCAGGAAAUUGGCCCUCCAACAGCGUUGCAAGGAAUUGGCUCAAAAGAAAUCCUGCCAAAAACUCCAGCAGGAGGAAGAGUGCCGAAAAAAGCUCGAAGAGAAAGAAUGCCGAAAAAAGCUCGAGGAGGAAGAGUGUCGAAGAAAGCGAGAGGCGGAGAAGUGCAAACUGGCCGAAGAGUGCACGAAAUCCGAAGAAAUGCUAAGUGUCUGCUCGAAGAAAGAAUGUCCUACAAAAGACGAUGAAGCCUCGAAAUGCUUACAGUUGAUGAAAGAAAGACAAGCAGAAGCUGAAAAGAAACGGUGCGAAGAAUUCAAAAAGGAGGAAGAUUUCAUGAAAAAAUGCGAAGCGGAAAUGUGUAAGCAACUCAAAAAAUGUAUGAUGUCCAAAGAAAAGCCAAGGGUCUGUCCGAAGAAAAAAUGUCCAAAAGAGGAUGCUGAAAAGAAAUUUAGAGAAGAAUCUGAAAUGUCCUUCGAAGUGAAAGUCGAAAACUGCAAGACUGGGAAACUAGAAAAAUUCAAGAGAUUAAAACUCGAAAACUGCAAGCAGCCGUGCCAAACAAAGAAAAAUUCUGAACCGGCUACAAAGGUGUGUAGGUGUAUGUCGCAAGUAUGAAGAUACAAUUGUUUUUAUGUCAAGGAUAGAACUAUUGCCGUAAGAACGUUCUCUAUUGAUUUAUCAACAGUUUAUAAAGGCGUGUUCAAAACAUUAAUCAUA
Drosophila takahashii is the source of this 2310-nucleotide messenger RNA. The record is from RefSeq and is a predicted model, not a curated record. NCBI's taxonomy places the organism in Eukaryota, Metazoa, Arthropoda, Insecta, Diptera, Drosophilidae.